Molecule: messenger RNA, 966 nt
Organism: Rhinocladiella mackenziei CBS 650.93
Lineage: Eukaryota; Fungi; Ascomycota; Eurotiomycetes; Chaetothyriales; Herpotrichiellaceae
Exons: 2
Coding region: 1-966 (321 amino acids)
Molecular function (GO): oxidoreductase activity, acting on the CH-OH group of donors, NAD or NADP as acceptor
Source: RefSeq, a predicted model, not a curated record
AUGCCGAUGCCAUCGUUGACGAAAAAGUACUACCACGCACCAUACCCGUCCAUCGAUCCCCGCCGACCAGAGCUCUCAGCCGUCGGAAAAGUCGUCUUGAUAACAGGAGGUGGCUCGGGCGUGGGACAAGGCACUGCCGUCGCAUUUGCCAAGGCACAGGCCAAAGUGGUUGUCAUUCUCGGUCGCCGCUUGCAAACCUUGGAAGAGACAAAAUCCAAGGUUGAGCGGCUCAGCAAAUCCACAAUGGUAGCCACAUAUUCACUAGACAUCUCUGACGAGAAAUCUGUGGCGGACUGUUUCAACGACGUCAGGACCAAGUAUGGACCCAUCGACAUCUGCCUAAAUGCUGCAGCAUAUCUCUCGGAUCAAGGGACAGUCAAGGAUUCGCCAGUAUCCGAGUACUGGGCGUCCUUUGAAAUCGGCGUCAAAGGCUCAUACAUUGUAGCGCAACAAUUCCUGCGCCACUGCUCAGAUCAUGACGCCGUAUUGAUCGGCGUGAAUUCCUUGAUCGCACACAUUCCAGCUGUGCACGUCGACUCGGCACCGGCGAGUUAUGCCAGCAGUAAAAUCGCUGCUGCGAAGUUGUACGAAUAUGUCGCGGUCGAAAAUCCUCAUGUCAGAUGCUAUUCGUUGCAGCCGGGGAUCAUUGAGACAGACAUGUCGAGGAAGAGUAUCGAAAUGAUGCCUGAGGAGAGCCAGAAGAAUAAUCGAUUUUUGCCAUUUGACGACGUCUCGUUGCCAGGAUGCUUCUCCGUCUGGCUCUCAUCUAGAGAAGGCGCCGUGAUUCCGUCUGGUCGAUUCCUGUGGUCGAACUGGGAUGUUGAAGAACUCAAAGAACGAGCCAUCAAGCUCAAGGAGGAUCCAUGUGUCUUGACGCUGACCUUACCUGGAUGGCCAUUCUCUCUUCCAGAAGACGAAGUCUAUCCAGAUUAUGGGGCUGCUGCUAAAAUUGGUAGGGAGCCUUGA